Messenger RNA from Dermacentor albipictus, 958 nucleotides. RefSeq names its product 2-Hydroxyacid oxidase 1-like. NCBI's taxonomy places the organism in Eukaryota, Metazoa, Arthropoda, Arachnida, Ixodida, Ixodidae. The record is from RefSeq and is a predicted model, not a curated record. Gene Ontology annotation, molecular function: FMN binding; oxidoreductase activity.
GCCAGGUGAUCCAGAAGUCAGUUCGUUCCUACUUCAUUUGCUGCAGCGGCCCGGGACGCAGGCACGGUGAUGAUCGUGAGCGCCAUGAGCACCGUGUUGCUGGAAGACAUCAGAGCCAGUGCGCCGGACUGCCUGUUGUGGCAGCAGACGUAUCUCUUUAGUAACCGUUCCCUGACUAAAUCUAUAGUCAGGAGGGCGGAACAGCAGAACUUCGCUGCCAUCGUGGUAACAGUGGAUUCCCAUGUCGAUGGACAGACCGCAAGCCACAGCAAGAACCAGCUAGUCCUUCCGGAGGGCCUCAGGUUUGCUAACCUAGAAGCCUCGUGGAGCGGUAGGUCGUUCACAUUCGACCCUUCAAGCAAUAACUCACUGGGCAACCUCAUGUCCACUUCCUGGACGUGGGAGGAUUUCCGCUGGUUGCGCAGCAUGUCGACACUACCCAUUGUCGUCAAGGGUGUCCUGACCGCUGAAAUGGCACUGAGAGCUUACAAGAACGGCGCAUCGGCCGUUAUGGUCUCAAACCAUGGAGCACGGGUGCUCGACGGCGACCCUGCAGCGAUCGAGGCGCUGCCAGAGGUGGUAGCAGCGGUGGGGAACCGCAUGGAGGUCUACAUGGACGGCGGUGUGCGCUCGGGGGCCGACGCUGUGAAGGCGUUGAGUCUCGGUGCACGCGCUGUUUUCGUCGGCAGACCCGUAUUCUGGGGACUCGCUUACAGAGGGAAACAAGGCGUAGACAAGGUUCUGGACAUUCUUAGGAGUGAAUUCAAUCUUACGAUUCGGCUGCUAGGUGUUCCCGAUGCCAAGAACUUGUGCACUGACGUCGUCGUCCACGAGCAGUACUACUCUCAGCCGCUCCACAAAAAUUGCGCACCGAGACAUCCUGGGGUGGAUUGAGUUUCGUAUAACGUGGAUGCGUAGCGUUCCAAUGUAAUAAUUGAGGCUUUAGCAUCAACGUACA